AAUGCAUGCAUGCGUGGAUAAUAUAUCAGUACCUACAUGUGAAAAAGGGUCCCUCUUUUCACAAAAGGUAGCCAAAAGUAAAGGUAAAGGUAAUUGUGUUUCAUUUCAUUUCAGGUGAAGAAAUGAAGGGCCAGGUAGCAAAGUAAGUACCUUUUCGUACCUGUUGCUCCUUAAGUCUCCCUCUUUUUUCUGAUUAUCUUCAAAUGAAACCCUUCGCAAAUGAAUGAAUCCAUCCAUUUCAUUCCAAGACUUUCUUCCAACCUGAACCGUUUCUUGUUUCUGGGUGACUUUGAUUUUAGAUUUUUUUACCUGUGUAUUGUUGGAAAAUAAGUUAGUUUUUUAUAUAAACAAGAAUUAGAGCGAAUUAUUUUCUGAAAAAAUAAAUUUCUUAAAAUGGAAAGUGCACACAUUUCGGGGAUGCCAAAGGUCGCCUCAGCCAUUAAGCAGAGUGUUAUUAACAAAGAGAAACUUAUCAAUAGCAGGAUGGCGAGAUUGUUAUGGAAAACUCAAGAACUCGAUCCCCAAAUCCUCUCCCCUGCCGCGAUUCGAAGUACUACCCAGAACCACAACCUCGACAAGCUAGAAAAUCCCUUAGUCGUCGCCGCCAUCUCCGCCGGUGUCAUUGGCGUGGUCAUCAUCGCCGUCAUGAUUUUGAGCAUGUGGAUUCGGUCCAAAUUUUUAACUCGGCCAGGCAGCAGGACGAAUAGCAAUGAUAUCGAGACCGAUGUCAUCAUGACAUCGUCGCCCUCGAGGUCAAUUUCGAUAUCAAUGUCAACCCUGGACGGGGGUGAGGGUCAAGAUAACGAAGGAAGUGAAGAUAAGACUCAAAUGGAAUCAAUUCGUUUGGACGAUACGACAUUCUACAGUGCGGUUGACAUUUCAAUAAUUCCGGUCGAUAUUUCAGUCCCUUGCAAUCCUGAUGACAAAGAUCUCCCCGAAAAUCAUGGGAUGCUGGAUGAACGCACACUUUGCAAUAUUUCGCUGAGCCCGAUUUAUAAAUAAGUUUUUGUACUACAUUUUGUCAAGAUUUAUUUAUUUUUAUUGUGAUAACACAAAUAUUUAUGUAUUUACGA
Molecule: messenger RNA, 1073 nt
Organism: Folsomia candida
Lineage: Eukaryota; Metazoa; Arthropoda; Collembola; Entomobryomorpha; Isotomidae
Exons: 4
Coding region: 394-1002 (202 amino acids)
Source: RefSeq, a predicted model, not a curated record